AUGCUGGAAGAAGACACUGAUGAUACACAGGAAUUAUUAGCCACCAAUGCUGCUUCUGGUUAUUCCACUGGGACUGGUGCCCCUAGGUUUGAGGCAUUAUCAACAUUAUCACAAUCUCAACAAGAAAAAUCAUCAACCAAGUACAAAAAAUUUUCAGAAUUUAUAAAAAUCAAUGUACUAGGACAUCCUAAUAAUUUUGAAGAAUAUGUACUUCGUAAUGAAGCAAAUGACUGUUCCUUGAUAGCAAAAUACUGUGAAACUACUACGAUUGAUUUAUCCACUCAACCAGCUUUAUCAAUCGACUCCAUAUCUUUGAAUACCAUUCACAUCCCACACCCUUUGGUAAAUUUUAUGAAAAAUGAGGCUAACCAGCAGUUAUCACCCGAUGACCAAGUGGAUGUCAGCAAAGAAUUGCAAGAAUCGCCUAUUGUUGUCUUUUUGCAUGGAUUAGGAGGACAAAUGUCACAAUUUGAACCGUUGAUGGGUUUACUAUCCCAAUGUCUGGAAAUUUUGUCUUUGGACUUACCUGGAUUUGGAAACUCAAAGGUGAAGUUUGAAAAUGGCUUUAAGUUCAUAUCGGAGAUUUCUGAUGCUGAUAAAUCAAAAAUUUCUUCAAGUAUUCAAAGAAUGAAUUGGGAGGAUUUUUCAACUGACAAUAUAGUUAGAAUAGUGUAUGAAUUUAUUAGCCAAAAUGUCCCUCUGAGCAAAAAGAUUUUGUUGAUAGGACAUUCAAUGGGAACUCAUAUCUCGAUCAAACUUGCCAAAAAAUUACCCCAAUCAAAAGUGGAAGGAUUAAUUUUGUUGUCACCACCAGCAUUGGUCGAUGACAUUAACACGAACCAACAAAGUACAAAAAAUACUCAUAAUCUGCUAAGCCUAUUUACAAUGUUUACAUAUUUCCCUUGGUUAUUCAAUUCUUUCAGAACAUGGGAUAGAUUGGAGGGGUUAGAUAGUUCCAGUGUUGUUAGACAAUUAUCAAAAACAAAUAAUUCAAUUUAUAAUAAGCUAAGACAGUUCAGAUGGAAUUUGGAUGUCAACUCAGAUAUUGUAUUGAAGUAUGCCAGUGGGUUUCAAAGGGCAACUUACUCAGAUUUAAUAGCAGCAAUUAGUCGGUUCAAUGACAAUCCCGAAGACAAACAAGUAUAUGAAAAAACCGUUUUCAUUUGCGGGAACAAUGACCAAAUGACUCCAGUUUCGACAAUAUAUAAAUGUGACGAGUUUUUGACUUCCAAUUUUGGCAGAAAAGUGUCGUCAGCCAUUGAAGUCAAGGGCGUUGGUCAUUCAUUAUUGUUACUGAAACCUGAAUUUAUCAGUGGAAUAAUCCUAAAUCAUAUAGAACUGAAGUUCCCGGAACGUUUACAUUUAUCUCCUGCAUGGGUAUUGAAAAUCAAAGCAAAAGUAUCAGGUGAUAAAUGGGGGUUGAAAAAUGAACAAAAAUGGCUGAAUAUACAAUCUGUGUCAUAUAAUAUCACCAGAAACGGAGGCAAAGAUAUUGCGCCCUUAUUGGGAAUGAAGACUUUAAGAGAAAGCGAUUCGAUCCAUUCGCCAUCUAUUCUAGAAAAACAAUUUUAUGACGACCAUUUAUCAAAUCAAGUGCAGGGGAAUUUGAUUGCCAUAAUUGACAUUUCUGCAGAUAUCCCCCCUUAUAGCCCGAAAUCAUUUGAAAAAAUAAAAUAUUACAAAUGUGCUACUGUGUCAAAAGUAGUUCCAGAUCAAAGUGCGAUUCGAAGAUUUAUACAACUUGUUAAUGAUAUUUUACAUGAGAACACAGUAGCAAAGCCAUUGAUUGCUGUUCAUUGCCAUUAUGGGUUCAAUAGAACCGGAUUUUUAAUCUGUUGUUAUUUAAUUGAGGUAUUGGGGUGGUCAGUUGAAGAAGCCGUUGAAGGGUUCAAGAUUGCAAAACAACCUGGUAUCAAACAUCCGCAUUUCAUCGAUGCAUUGUAUGUUAGAUAUGAGAAAUAA
Messenger RNA from Candida dubliniensis CD36, 1962 nucleotides. Its product is annotated as triacylglycerol lipase. The record is from RefSeq and is a predicted model, not a curated record. Gene Ontology annotation, molecular function: mRNA guanylyltransferase activity; protein tyrosine/serine/threonine phosphatase activity. Gene Ontology annotation, biological process: 7-methylguanosine mRNA capping; protein dephosphorylation. Bases 1 to 1962 code for a protein of 653 amino acids. NCBI's taxonomy places the organism in Eukaryota, Fungi, Ascomycota, Pichiomycetes, Serinales, Debaryomycetaceae. The transcript has a single exon.